This is a messenger RNA of Anthostomella pinea, 360 nucleotides long. Lineage: Eukaryota; Fungi; Ascomycota; Sordariomycetes; Xylariales; Xylariaceae. The record is from the annotation of a GenBank genome assembly.
AUGUGUUUCUCGCCCAGCAAGCUCGCCCUGCUCGCGCUCGCCGCCGGCAGCGCCCUAUCAUACGAGUUCACAUGGCUCGACGCCGAUCGCUACGCCCUCGGCGACCCCAAGAACAUGGGCGACCCGAAAAAAAUUAGACACUUUCGUAUCAGUGAAUCGCAAGAGGCUGGGUAUAUCGACGUAAAACGUUUGGGCAAAUACAGAGCGACCUUCUACACCUCAUUUGAGGCGGCACUUAAAUACCUGGACGAUGAGUUAGACUCGGACGGCCUCGAGGAGUACGAAGUGGGGAGCAUCGACGAUGAGGGGGUGCACAAGAUCCCUGAUAGGGCGCGGACCAUCCGGUUCAGGCCUACUUAG